AUGGACUAUGUCGACCCCAUUUCAAUUACACAAAAGGUGAUUUCGGGCGUCUAUCAAGGCGUCACGACCGUCGAGCUGGACAACUUGGCUGCCGAGACAUGCGCCUACAUGACCACCCGACAUCCAGACUAUGCCGUACUGGCAGCCCGUAUCGCGAUUUCCAACCUGCACAAGGAAACCAAAAAGGUGUUUUCGCAAGUGAUCGAUGACUUGUUCACCUACAUCAACCCCAAGACCGACAAGCACUCGCCCAUGAUUUCGGAAAAGACACACAAGAUCAUCAUGGACAACUCGGAACGACUCAACUCGGCCAUCAUCUAUGACCGUGACUAUGGCUACAACUUUUUCGGUUUCAAGACCCUGGAGCGCUCUUAUUUGCUCAAAAUCAAUGGCAAGAUUGCCGAACGACCACAACACAUGUUGAUGCGUGUCGCUGUCGGUAUCCAUGGUGAAGACAUUGAGGCUGUCAUUGAAACGUACAACUUGAUGUCGGCCCGUCAUUUCACCCACGCUAGUCCUACCUUGUUCAAUGCUGGUACCCCUCGUCCCCAACUGUCCUCGUGUUUCUUGUUGACCAUGAAGGAAGACUCGAUCGAAGGUAUCUACGAAACCUUGAAGAUCUGCUCCCAAAUUUCCAAGACCGCCGGUGGUAUUGGCUUGAACAUUCAUCAGAUCCGUGCCUCCGGAUCUUACAUUGCCGGUACCAACGGUUACUCCAACGGUAUCGUCCCCAUGUUGCGCGUUUACAACAAUACAGCACGUUAUGUCGAUCAGGGCGGUAACAAGCGUCCAGGUGCCUUUGCUAUCUAUUUGGAACCCUGGCACCCCGAUGUGUUUGAUUUCUUGGAUUUGCGUAAGAAUACCGGCAAGGAAGAGAACCGUGCCAGAGAUUUGUUCUAUGCCUUAUGGAUCCCCGAUCUGUUCAUGCAGCGUGUCGAAGACAACGGUGAUUGGUCGCUGUUCUGUCCUAGUGAAGCUCCUGGCUUACAUGAAGUCUGGGGUGAAAAGUUCGAGGAAUUAUAUCACAAAUAUGAAAGCGAAGGCCGUGCACGCAAGACUAUCAAGGCUCAAAAGUUAUGGUACGCCAUUUUGGAAGCCCAGACUGAAACCGGUGGUCCGUUCAUGCUGUACAAGGAUGCAUGCAACCGCAAAUCCAACCAACAGAACCUCGGUACCAUCAAGUGCAGCAACCUGUGUACCGAAAUUGUCGAAUACUCGAGCCCUGAUGAGGUUGCUGUGUGUAACUUGGCCAGUAUUGCUUUGCCAAGCUUUGUUGUCAACCGUGAGCGUUACGAUUUCCAAAAGUUGCACGACGUCACCAAGGUGAUUGCACGAAACCUUAACAAGAUCAUUGACGUCAACUACUACCCUGUACCUGAAGCAAAGCGAUCCAACAUGCGCCACCGACCUAUUGGCCUGGGUGUCCAGGGUCUUGCCGAUGCAUUCAUGCUGAUGCGCUAUCCAUUCGAUUCCCCUGAAGCCCAAAAAUUGAACUUACAGAUCUUUGAAACCAUCUAUCAUGCUGCGUUAGAAGCUUCAUGCGAACUAGCUGUUGAACAAGGCACAUACGAAACUUACGAGGGCAGUCCUGCAUCCAAGGGCACAUUGCAAUACGAUUUCUGGGGAGUGACGCCUACCGAUCUGUGGGACUGGGCUGGCUUGAAGGAAAAGAUCGCCAAGCACGGUCUUCGCAACUCAUUGUUGGUUGCACCCAUGCCAACGGCUUCCACGUCCCAGAUCUUGGGUUACAACGAAUGCUUUGAACCUUACACAUCUAACCUCUACACCCGUCGUGUCCUUGCCGGUGAAUUCCAAAUUGUCAAUCCAUGGCUGCUCAAGGAUCUGGUCGAGCUUGGUCUGUGGGACGACGAUGUCAAAAACAUGAUCAUGUCCGAUAGUGGAUCCAUUCAACGCAUUCCUCAUAUUCCUGAACAUCUAAAGGCGCUUUACAAGACCGUCUGGGAGCUGCGCCAGCGUACCAUCAUCGAUAUGGCUGCUGAUCGUGGUGCUUUCAUUGACCAGAGCCAGAGUUUGAACAUUUUCAUUGGCGAGCCCAACUUUGGCAAGUUGACGAGUAUGCACUUUUAUGGUUGGAAGAAGGGAUUAAAGACUGGCAUGUACUAUUUGCGCACGCGCCCUGCAGUCGACGCCAUCAAGUUCACUGUCGAUCAGUUGUCAUUGAAGGAAUACCGCGAUAGAAAGGCUCAAGAGAACGAUAACGAGGCUGACAUGGUCUGCUCUCUUGAGAACAAGGAUGCUUGCGUCAGCUGCAGCGGUUAA
This is a messenger RNA of Zychaea mexicana, 2280 nucleotides long. Its product is annotated as ribonucleoside-diphosphate reductase large chain. Gene Ontology annotation, molecular function: ribonucleoside-diphosphate reductase activity, thioredoxin disulfide as acceptor; ATP binding. NCBI's taxonomy places the organism in Eukaryota, Fungi, Mucoromycota, Mucoromycetes, Mucorales, Lichtheimiaceae. The record is from RefSeq and is a predicted model, not a curated record. Gene Ontology annotation, biological process: deoxyribonucleotide biosynthetic process; DNA replication. The transcript is spliced from 2 exons. The coding region runs from base 1 to 2280 and encodes 759 amino acids. Gene Ontology annotation, cellular component: ribonucleoside-diphosphate reductase complex.